AAUGAAAGAGAGUCAGAAAGAAAGAAGAUGCAGGAACAAAAAAAAUAAAAAGCGGAUCAGGAUUUGCUCCAGAUACAUAUUUUCAAAGACCGAAAAGCCGUCGGUCUGCAGUGGGCUGGGAUUUGUGUGGAUAAAGAGGAUUGUGCACAGACAAUGAUGGAAUGGAGAAGCACAACCGGGAUUGGGGUGUUGUUUUCAAGGUGGCAGAGAAAAUGAGGGAUGCAGGAGUCAGUCCCCCCCCCAACCCCCCACCUUCACCACACACACAUACCAUCCCCAUCCUCUCCUUGCCCUCCGCACCACCCUACCCACCGCACUCUCUAAUUUAAGAUGGGGCUGUGUGUUUAUGAGACGCCAGGGUUUCAGGGGCUGGAUGGGCUGCUGUAGGGAGAGAAAAGCAGGGAUGAAGAGCCGAUUGAGAGGGAAGACGAGCAGCAGCAGCAGCUUACAUAAGCCAGUGCACUCAAAGGACGGGCCAUUUAAUUUACAUUGAGCUGCCUGGCUGCUCAUCCACUGUGGUGUUCACUGUGGUUCACAUUGGCUUUUUCUUUUUUUUCAAAUGAUAAAAUGCAGUUUGACCUGACUGGAUGAAAAGGAAGGAUGUGCGAUGACCUUAAAGCGUUGUGUCGGUGUUCCCGAACAGGAGGGCGUUAUAUUUUUCUACAAUCUCAACUUUCUUGCUGGACAGUUCAGUAGAGUGAAACCCCAGCCUUGCAGGUAUUUAUCGCAGCGAACGAUUAGGAUGUCUGCAUGAAGUGCACCGGCAUAAUGGUGCUCACAGCGUGCAGCCUGCUCAUACAACUCAGCUGCAGAUGACUUUUUGUUCUGCUGCCAUCCACUGCGUCGCACUUACGGCGUAUCGAGGCAGCGCAGUCCUCUGUGUGGGCCAUGCCCAAAGGAUAAGUGAAAAAGGCCCCUGUCUAUAACAAAAAAGAAAUCUGAAUGCGUGUGUGUAUUUUAGAAGAGCAGUUGCGCGGAAGUAAAAUGUCAUUUCAGAGGAUGGCAGCCCUAAUGUAACUGGGAUCCUUUGUGUCUCCUCGUGGUCUGUAGUUUGCUUUCUGCUUGGCCAAAUAAAGCAAAAUAAAGCACCUGCUGCGUUUACUGCCUCCUCUGCAGAAAGUGUGUUUUCUGAUGUGAAACUCACUCUGUUGGUAAAGCAGUGGAGCAGUUAGCAUCAGUCGCUUUUCAUUAAGCAGAUCACCACAAAUAACAAUAAGUCUACCUGCUGCAACUUUGGAGUUAGAGCCUUGUAUGUGAGUGAAGGUGGAAGAUCUUUUGAGAAUUCAUUUAUUUUUGAUACUAGGAAACAGUGCAGAUGUAUUUAACCCCCCCUCCCCCCCACACACACACACACGCAUGCCAUAAAUUUUCUAGCACUUAAAAAAAAAAAAAAUGUUACACCAUGGCAUUACUUUAUGAUUAAUCAGCCCUCACAUCUGCUGCAGUUGAUUGGCUAAUUAUCUGACUCAGCUCCAUUUCUGUAUAUGAUGACAUCCAGAAUAUGAGCACAUUAUGGAGUCUAUUUUGGCCUGGGCCCACUUGCUAGUCUGCCUUUAUGAAGUUUGUAUAUGUAUUACAUUGGUUAUUUUACACAUUUGAUAUAAAUUCUCAAAUGCUAAAAGCGACCUUUAACCUGACACUUUGUUCUUGGCCGCCCUCAUAUAUAGAAAAUGAAAUAUCCACAACCAAAAGCAUACAGCGAGCAGGCAGCUUUCAGCAGCCCUGACAAUGUGUGUGUGUUUUAAUGCGGCACCCUAUGUGUCCUCUCCCAUGAGAGGCUUCCUCAGUGGGACUCAUUCUGUAUCUGGUUGAGUAGCAGGGGAGCAGAGUCGCGGGAGAGUCUUGAAUCGAUCGGCCCGUUUUCAUUUCCUGAACCAAACAAGAACCAAGAGAGCUGGGCUCUGUACAUGCGAGCGUCAUGUGGAUGCAGAGCUGUCAGCUUCUAUUGUUCCUUGUUGGCGACGCCAUAAAUUUGUCCUGCUCUCCUUCAGCUGCUGUUUAUACCAACCGUCUCCUCUGAUAACAGAAACAGUAUAGCCCAUAGUUUCAGGUUUGCUUCAUACCGUGUUCCUGCUCAGAAUUAAACCACGAUGCCUGAAGUGACUCUCUUGUCCACACAGCAAAUAGAUGACAGUCCUCACCUGACAGCAUGAAUGCUGCCAAAGUGUUACUUUGAAUUCGCUCUGCACCACAAAGCACCCCCAUUUGAUCAAAGCAAUUUUUAUCUGGUUUUGCACUCAGUGAGAAUCAGAUAAACAUAUCACGAGGUUACCGGGCAGAUUUUGUCCUGGUCUUACUCAGCAUUAUGUCACUCUGCUUGUUUUGGAGCCAUUUUGCAUGGCUACACCCCAGCAGGCUCCCUGUGGGUGCUCAGUUAGGAAGGGCUGUCGGAGGUGGAGACUUCCUCACAUCUGAUGGCAGGAUGCCGGCAGCAUUAGCCACAAGGUAGAUCCUCUUAGCUCGUGCUCUCUGCUGUCACCUGCUUACUGCUGACCGGUGAUCUCCUGCAAGAUCAGGCCUCUUUGGGGUUUUUUUUUCCCUAAUUUCUUUUUUUUGUCAAGGCUUUUGCCCUUCUCCACCUAUUCAGCUGCACAAAUAGAAAGCGGCAUAAUAAAUGUUGGAGAAUGACUCAUGAUUCACAGCGUCAGCUAAAGUAGGACUGCACAAUUGAGAUAAAUCAGCAUGACAAAUAUUCAGGGAGAGUUUUACCGUCUCGGGAGUCAAUCCUCACGGGCUAUUGUCUUUUUGAAAAUAAGCAUCGAAAUACUUAACUAUUAAAACGGUUCCCCCCUGUGAUUUCUGCUGCACGGACUCGCAUGUGCAUGGGACAAUAUUGUUAGAUUUUCAUAAAUUACACGAGGAAAAUUUCGAGCACUUUCAAAACCCGUCAGAAAACCCAUCAGCUUUUUGAGUGUGAAAUCAAGGACAAACUGAGAAAUUGGCCCUUCGUGUACAAAAAGACAUAACCGCUGGCGGUGAAUCACGCUUUAGACCUUUUAAAUAAACGAUGUUGUAAUUGUUCUGAUGGGUAUCAUGUCUUCUGUGCAGAGAGAGGGAAACAGAGCUAGGCAUGUCCAACAACGCGCCCCUGAUGUAAUAGUCCUAAAAUAUGUGGAAGCUGCUAUCUUCAUGAGACAUAUUUAUGUAAGCAUCUGCUGUUAACACAGCCCACAUGAAUACAAUCCCACUUUUUACUCCGUGUUGUGAAAUGCCCCCUUCCAGAAAUAUAUAUUCAAGCUCAUUGUACCAAAUCGCAAAGUACCUCUCUCAGUUAUGUCAUACAUACAUUAAACCAUUAAGCGGUGCAGUGGCUCCUUCUCAUUGUUCUCAUUGCUAUUACAGGAGAGAAGUGCACUCUGGGGUAUUCAGAGCCACUGAAAGCAGACCAGGAGCAACCGUUCAUGCUCGUGCCACGUCACUUUCAUCGCCACAUUCGGUCGAUAGAGAUCAAAAAAAGCAGAAAACAUUUUUAGGCUCUGAUAGGAGUUUAAAAAUACCCUCAUAAGGUUUCUAUUUUGGGGAUGAUACUUGACGUAUUAGAGAUUGCCUCUGUGUUUGUUUCAGGCUGAAGAGGCUCUUUGGGCUGUCACAAAUUUGAGAAGGAAGUUGCAUUCUCAACCGUUUCAUUUGCAUGUUAAAGGCAAAUAAAGAAGUAAAGAGCAGUUUGAACAGGUACCUUAGAGCUCCACAUCGUCUCUCUGUGGGGCACAGCAGCGACCGCACACAGGAAACUGAGAGAUGUGACCUUAGAGGCGCAGAGGAGAGGUUUUUUUUGUGCUUAGCUUCUGCCACAUUUCCCCUCAUUCUAGGUUAAAAAAAAAAGCAGUAAAAAAAGGAAAGAAUUAGGGGAGAAAAUACACUCUACAUACUUUAGAUUUAAGCAGAUUCAGUCUGUGGCCCGGUGAAUUACCAAUCCCCAUUACUGCACACUUCCCAGAAUGCACAGCGUGCAUUUUCAUUCACAAGUGGAAAGCCACAGAUGUACGGAACAUGUUCCCUGUUUUGACUGUACCCUACGCACAUAGCAUCACAUCAAAACCCUUCAGUAAACGAUGCGCUGUUUGCGUCAUCGUACUUAACAUAUUGGUGCAUGAGCUACUCUUUGCUUCCCUUUUUUCUAUCUAGGUCAGAAAGUGCCGUGACGCUGGUGCAAAUAAAACAAGUGCCACCAGGCAGUAGUUUGGCUGCAAAGUGCAGCAAGGUAGCCGCAGUGUUCACAUGUGCAAAAUAAUAGUUUGUCAGCAGGGUUUGCCUUCAUAUUUUCACACAUAUGUUGGUCUUCUUUGUAAGUAGCUGCAUUAGCAUCAGGGCAAAACUUUGCUUUAGAAUAUUUGCUCUAGAGGUGCUGGUUGAGGGGAAUCCAGCACUGCACUACAGCUGCGACAUUUACAUAUAAUGAUGCUCAUAGCUGUGGAUUUCUUACAAUAUUGAAAUGUUUUAGCACAAAAGACAAAUCGUAUUAUCCAGGGGGAGAUGGAAACGACAACUUCCUUGUGUGUUUUUUUUUUUUUUUCAGUACUUUGGUCGAGCUUGAUUUCCGUAUCGAAGACGUUGCUACACAAGCAGGGAGAAUGGCUUGAUGUGAGGCUUUACAGAUGCCCGCGCAUCUGUGAGAGACAUUAGUCUAUUUCUCCAAAUAAUGAUAGCAAUUUGUGUCCUCUGAGCUCAUAAUGAGCGUAGAUGGAACCAGUGUAGCUUGUAAGCGUGAUGGCAGCCAUUUAGACGUGGCCUUUCCUCACUCCUGUACCCCGAAGUCAUAAGCAACACUUAUUUAGAGUGAGUGAGGACGGCAUUUGAUUCGAUUUGCUCCAGUAAACAAAGAUGUUGAGCUUAAAACGUGUGAUUAAUUCAGGGCAUCGGCAUUGCAGCUAUUUUAUGUCUCUUUACAGCAGGGACAGUGAGGAAGCAGAGGAUGUCGGAGUCUCUUCCUCUGGAAGUAGACAGUGUACAGUUACUCUUCAGCGUGCCUUUAAAGCAAUAUUGAGCAAUCUCGUUUCCUCUGCCUCAGAGCUGGUUGCACAGAUGACGGAGGGGUAACAGUGAACCGUUGAGCCUCAAUAUAAUAGAUACAGUCAUGAAGCUGAGGGUCAGUUCCUUUCUCUGUCACACAAACCCAGGCACACAGAAACGGGGCAUUUGCAGGGGGACAGCUGCUCUUCCUGUUUCUGUGUGGACAGCGUGCAACAUCUAUAAGGACACUGUUUUAUAGAGUCAGCAGACGCACACAAAGACACACAUGCUCUCAAAGUACCUCUCGCAUCUGUGCCUUAAACCUCUCUGCCUUCGUCUCUCUCGUGGUGUGCCACAAGGUGUAUUUUCAGAUUUACAGGAAGUGGCAGUGCUCUGCCAGCGCGUAGAGUUGAUGUCAUGGCAAAUAACAUGUAAAACAAUAGCAUGAGUUAAGUAUCUUUAUUUAACUGUGGACAAACAGCACCACAGUUGUGAUAGAAAGAAAAUUUGUGCAUGAGAGUGCGUGAGUUGUGCAUUGCGCUGUUUAAUGCAAGAGGAAGUUCCUGUAGGUUGUAAUACUAUAGAAAAGGCUUUUCGGAGCAUACUUCCUCUUUGCAUUUAGGCGGGCAAUUAAAAUAAUGCAAAAUGAUCACCAAAUGCAGUGAUUUGUGAAACUUUCAGAUUUGUACUUUGUGCUCUGACAGCCUCUUCUUCCAUUUUAGCAGCUUGUUUUUCAGCUUACAAAAAGACGGCCAAAAAAGAACUGAAACUGGACGAGACACCACUGGAGUCACACGUUAGAUGACCUUAACCAUACUUGCUUACUGUAAGAGACGAGGCACGUGUACAGAGAGAGAAGUCGGGCGCAGUCUUAGAUUUAAAAAAUAAAAAAAUCAUAACAAAUAAAGCUCCAGUGAUUGCUGUGUGUGUGCGUGGAUGGACAAGGGAGCAACCAAACAAUGAAUAAUUAACAUGGUAAACCCUCACCCCUUUUUACCCCGUCCUAUUAAUAAUGUAAUAGACUCAUUUUCUGUCUUUCAGGGAGAACAGCUCUCCUUGAAGUAUGAAAUCUGUUAAAUUGUGUUGAGUGGCCUCUCUAUCUAUAGAGUUUAGAGGAAAUCUGUACCUCUAUAUAUAGUCAUAACCAACAGUGCAGUACAGCAGAGCUGAUGCAAACACAAACGACACUUCACUCUUUUUACUUAUUGGUCAUUUUGCAGGGGAGUACAUUUAAGUUCCCACUGAACUAAGUACACCCGACAGAACAAUAAAGCAAGCAGACAGUCUUGAUGUCAUAGACUGUAGGUAAAAGAUGGAUGUAGUGACUAUGACCUCAUCUACUGAUUUCAUGAGCCUCAAUUUCAGUAUUCUGGCUGUGGUCAUGUUGGUUUCUUACAGCAAUAUGUUGAAGAAAGAGUGAUGAGCUGAGUUAUCAGCUCACACUAGCAGGUUUGUUAAGCAAGCCACAUACAUAGGUUCUAUGGGCACAACGCACAGACACUUGCACAGCAAGCCAUAAUAUUGUUUUGUUAGCUAAAUUAACAUUUUUUAAAAAAGGCACCACCACUGCAACCAGAGACCCAAGUCAUCUCUUGUACCUGGCAGUGAACUUGUUUGACUUUUAUCUUGUCUCCCUCCUCUCACCCCCAGCUGGUUGCAGCCCCUCACUGAGCCUUGUUCAGCCAGAGGGUUUUUUUUCCUGUUAAAAGGGAGAUUUUCCCUCCCACUGUCGCCGUGCUUGCUCACAGGGGCUUGUUUGAUUGUUUUCUUUGUUUUUUCUCUAUUGUGGGGUUUUAAUCAUACCCGACCUACGGUGGCCAGCUAGAGACAAAGCGUAUACAAACUCAAAAACACAACGGAAGUGCUCCAGGACGCUAGGGGCAGUGUUGAGCUCGAUUUGCAAAAUAAACAGCAAGUUUGUUGCAAACACAUGGACUUGGAUACCUGCGGAAAACACCUGCAAGGAUAGAACAACCGUGCUUUAUAAGAAAAGUAAUGUGCAAACUGUUGUUUGUUUGAUUUGUUUUUAAUUACUAUCAACGUUUGGUUUAUGGUGGAGUCAAAUCUGACGUUAGCUAACAGUCAGUGUGCUUUGCUCAGAGAGAAGCUCAACACUGCCCCUAGCGUCCUGGAGCACUUCCGUUGUGUUUUGGAGUUUGCACAUGCUUCGGAGUUUGUUCGUGCUUCGGAGUUUGUGCGUGUUUUGGAGUUUGUACGUGCUUUGUCUCUAGGGGCCACCGUACCCAACAGUUGAUGUGAUUUGACGCCAUAUAAAUACAAGCGAACAGAAUCGAAUUGAAUUUAUUUCUACUGAAACUUUUAACAUUUUAACAGGAAAGUCCAUUGGAGUUUACUGGCUCGUUAAACCAGCCUUUAGCGUCCAGUUGCAGAACUGCAUUUUUCAUACUUUGUCACUCAUGCUUCAAAAUACCAGAUGCAGUCAUUGCUUUCUUGUUGAGCCGUGACACUUCGAUUGUCAUGAAGAAAAUAAUUGCCGACAACAACUCUGACUAACCACUCUCCUGUCAGCAUCACCUUGAAGUUCUGCAAAAACAUAAUAAAAGCAAGACUAAAAACAAUUCUUUCAUUCCAUUAGCGAUGAUGGAUGUGUACUAUCAAAGGCAGAACUGCACAGAAAUUUUCUGACAGGCUCUGACAGGUCAUACUUGUUGGCUUGAGUACCUGUGUCACUGCAAAAUAUUGCUCACAGUAAUGGCAGAUGUAUUUCUUUUGAGACUCUUCAAAAACCUGCUGUUUUUCUUGUCACCUUGAUAGCUAUCCUCUUUGUUAAAAUCGGUCCAUUGAGCACCAGGUGCCAACAGGAAUGGAGGCUUAUGUGUCUUUGGGGACCAAUAGCUGAGACGAGCAUUUGCAAAACUGUUUGAAUUAAAAGAGAAGAAUAAAACACAUCACAAAAGAACGAGAGUGCAUCAUCUACUUAGAAGCCUCUGGACUUGGCCCAGUUCACUGUUUGCAGUGUGGUAGUGGGUCCAUGAGGAAGAUUGAAGAAGCCAGAGCAAGUGUUGGGCAUUAGAAUGAACUCAUUUUCUGAAUCAGGUCCAGCCACAUUAAUACACAUUUACUCUCUUGAAAGCACUGCAGCUGCUCCAGCUCGAUGUCACAUAUUCGGAGGCAGAGCAGGAAUGCAACCUGAUCUCAAAUGUAGCAGGACUGCGAACGAUCAAUAAUGAGAGUGAGACUGAGCCUGGCUUUAAAUUUCCCCAAAUCAAUCACUGUUAGGAGUUGAUUUAGACCUUGUGGUUAAGAAUCAGCAAGACAGCUUUUAACUAUAAGGAUAGACAGUGGUGUUAGAGGAGCUGUCCUGCAAAGCUGGACACUUUCUAAUAGCUGCCUGAGUCAAACUGUGUGUGUCACUUUAUGGUCACAUGUCAAAACAGUGUCUUUUGAAAGACUUGCAUGCAUCUGUGGCGACAAGUGUGGUGUUUCACAACUUCAGCUUCGUCUUUGAAAGAUGCCAAGCACAGAAAGAAGUUGCAGGUCGAAAUGACCGCCACAACCUGACGUGAUGGAGUUGAUAAGCCUGCAGUAACUUUUGCCACUGAUCAGAUCUAAUUGCUGCUAAGCUGUUAAGCUGAUUGCUGCAGCUUCACCCAAAGGGAAACCAGAUCAAAUCUCUAUCGUCUUGAUCGGGAGGCUAUCUUUUUUUUCACGGUCAAAUGCUUGCAAUGGCCGCGCCAUCGGCGGUAAUUACGAUAAAAGCACAUGAGCUGAAGGUUGAGUCACUUUAACAAAGUAAAAAAAAAAAUGUGCUCAUUCACUCUGCAGUGUGGCAGCCAGUCUCCAAUAAGUGUGGUGUACAAACGAUGACGACACACAUCCUCUCGGAGUUCAAAAGUCACUCGUCUCUUCCUGUUUCACAGGACGUAGACUCGCAUGAGCCGGUGCAAAAUAAGUCAAGCGGCCGUGACUUCCCCAAAACUGUGCAUGUUUAAUUUGACUCUCCUCUGACUUCCGCGUGUGUCCUAACGUUGUACACAAGAGGCGCAUUAACCUUGUCCUGGACUUAACACGGACGUGGUACUCACCUACUGUCAUCAGUUAAGCCAGCCAAGCCCAGAGCAGUAAUGGUCCUUCAAAGCCCAUCUGGUGCACUAUGCAAAGACAGAUAAUACUUAAAGAUUUUCACCCGGUCAGGUUGCCGGUGGAUAAGACCGAAAGAGAGGCCGCAGGCACUGAAAGCGUGCACACGGAAGGACGCUGUGUUGAUACAUAAGGAGCCUCUCUUACUCAGAGGACACAGAGUCAGGCUCCAGUGAUGAUCCUCACAUCCUUUACAGGAAGGAGCACCCCGCAACUGGAGUACCACCUAAACACACAUCUGCACACCUGGAUGGACCGCUGCAGAAAACAGGAGCACUUUUUCGCGUGUCCUCAUCUUCCACACUUGGGAACGUAUUGACAGAGUGCAGUGUCUCACACAGCAUCUGUGAGAGCCUGAGAGUGGAGAAGAAGGUCAGCCUUCGUAAGUGGUGUGAAUGAGGACUGAGUUUGCUGCUUUCGCUCAGUGUUCCCAUUUCACACCAGCGCCAUAGAGACCGGGACAACAAUUUAACUGGGAGGGUGGGGUUAGCGGGAAGCCCUGGAGCAGAGUGGAGAAAAUACCGCUGGACUGGAGUUGGUUUGUCAGGUGGACACCAUGCAGUCAGACGACCUCUUCAUUCGCAAGUUUCGCCGUCAGAAUCAGCGGCCGCCUAUCGCAGCAGUCAACUUUGACCCCAAGAGGGAAACGGGUGUAGUGGAGUGGCCGCCAAGAAGGGACGGCGAUGGGGCCGAAGCGGACAGCCUCACCCCGAGCCGCGCCGGGUUGACCCUGCGGUCCAUGGGCCGGGGGCACAUCAUGCAGAGAAGUAACAGCGAUGUCACACUUGGGGACUUGGACUCCUCUGGGAAGGCGGGGGGGAAAACAGCGCGAGUGGUUGGUGAGAAGGUGGAUGCUGGGGUUCAGGGAGACACAGGUGUGCUGUUACACAGGGAGUACGGCAGCCUGUCAUCACUCGAGAGACAGACUCAAGCCCAGGAGCCAAGAGCAGACGACCAGGGACCCCUGAGUCCAAGUGCCCUCCGCUUCAAAGACCCUUUCCUGCUUUUAGGGCUGCAGGGACACCCUCCAGAACCCGAUGGAUACUUUCGAGGUGUUUGCACGGUGGAUGGCCCAAAACCCGUUAAGCCACCAAAGCCUGAAGGUCUUAGCAAAAAGUCUAAACCCACGACCUCUCAGGUCCCUCAACCAGUUCCAUAUGACAACAUCGGGGGCGGAGCCUGGGUGAGGAGCUUUGCUCACUAUGACGUGCAGAGCAUCCUGUUUGACCUAACCGAGGUAGCCACAAACAGAGACAGCAUUGGACGGAAAAAGAAUAUCACCUCAGGGGCUUCAGCUGCCUCCCAGCCCCGUCCCCUCUCCCUGUCCACCCCAUCCUCACCUGCGCAGGGCGGGGUUGGCAGCACAGGGAACGCAGAAGACAACGAACAGUCAAUGAUGCUAGAUGAAGGUGAUGGCAACGAUAACGAGCUCCUCCUCAGCUGCCCCCACUUCCGCAACGAGACUGGAGGAGAGGAGCAGGCGGGCCUGGGUCGAUCCCAGGGAAGGAAGGGACUCUGGUCUAGCCUUCGCAUCCCCAACGAUGCAGUUUCGGUCCUGGAAGAGCCCAGAGAGAGCAAUGUGCAGCAGCAGGGCAAGAGCAACUACUUCAUAGAGCAUGCUGAUCUGGGAGCCCAUUACUAUCGCAAGUAUUUCUACAUGAAAGAACAUCAGAAUUUUUUUGGAAUUGACGAACGCCUCGGGCCGGUGGCCAUCAGCUUCCGUCGAGAGGAGAAAGAAGGAUCCAGCGGCGCUCAGAACAACUGUAGAAUCAUAUUUCGCACCACAGAGAUGAAGACUCUGCGAGGUUCCAUCCUGGAGGAGUCGGUGCCCUCUGCGGCUCGACACACGACCCCCAGAGGCUUGACUCCCAAGAGGCUGUUGGAGUUCAUCAUGCCUGAGCUGAACCAGCACUGCCUUCGCUUGGCCUCAAACUCCCCCAAGGUGCGGGACACCCUGCUCAAACUGGAUGAACAGGGGCUGAAUUUUCAGCGAAAGGUUGGGAUAAUGUACUGCCGGGCCGGGCAGAGCUCAGAGGAAGACAUGUACAACAACGAGAGCUCCGGGCCGGCAUUUGAGAAGUUUCUGGAUCUGCUCGGGGAACGGGUGCGACUGAAGGGCUGGGAAAAAUACCGAGCUCAGCUGGACAACAAGACCGACUCAACUGGGACUCAUUCGCUCUACACGCGCUACCAGGACUACGAGAUUAUGUUUCAUGUGUCCACCAUGCUGCCCUACACAGCCAACAACACACAGCAGUUGCUGCGGAAGCGCCACAUCGGUAACGACAUUGUGACGAUCGUGUUCCAGGAGCCGGGCGCUAUGCCCUUUACUCCGAAGUCCAUCCGCUCCCAUUUCCAGCACGUCUUCAUCAUCGUGCAAGUUCACGAGCCCUGCACCGAGAACACCUACUACAGGGUGGCUGUGACACGCUCUAAAGACAUCCCAUUAUUCGGGCCUCUGUUCCCCAAAGGUGCCCGAUUCCCUCGCUCGGCCGCCUUUAGAGACUUCCUCCUGGCGAAGGCGGUCAACGCUGAAAAUGCUGCAGAGAAGUCAGAGAAGUUCCGCUCCAUGGCCACCCGCACGCGUCAGGAAUACCUGAAGGACCUGGCGGAAAACUACGUGACCACCACGCCCAUAGACUCCUCCACUAAGUUCCCCCUGCUCUCCCUGGGCGGAAAGCGCAAAGACAAGAUGAAGGGCGCCAAAGGGGCCGAGCUGCACAGCAAUGGGGCCCUUGUGUGGGCGGUGAUGGUGAACAGCAUAGAUGAAUGGGAAGCCGGAGAGCACAAGCUCCCCUGUUUGCUCGGCGUGUCGGCCGAAUCGGUGGUGCUCAUUGAGAGGUACUCGCGCAAGGUGGUGUUCAACUGCUCCUGUCGCGAUGUCAUUGGCUGGAAGGCGGUGACAGAGCCCAAAGACGGGGGGCCCUGCUUAGAUAUCUUCUACGAGCGCGGGGAGUCGGUGUCGAUCAGCAUGAUGGAGAACCAGGCAGAAGACAUACGAGAGGUGGUGCAGAGGCUUGAGCUGGUUACACGGGGCUGCGAGGCUCUGGAGGUCACACCCCUGCGCGACGGAGUGGGGCAGCCCGGCUUCCUGAUGAACGAGGAGGGCUUUGUGACGGAGCUGCAGCGGUUUUGCUACGCUGAGAGCGGAGGCCUACAGCUGUGGGCUCGCGUGGUGCGGCUAUGCGGGCACUCGCUGGUUCACCUGAGCCUCGACGAGAGGACCAGGCUGCUCCGCACCGCCCACAAGAUCCACAUCACCGUCAUCCCACCGGACGAGAACGGCAAGCCUCGCAGGAGUUUCUCUGAGCUGUAUCUGAAAGCCAUCAAGGAUGCAGAGUGCAAGCCCGGUGAGAAUCAGUCAGGAGAGGCCUGGGUGCUGGACGAAAGGGAGGAAGAGGAGGAGGCAAAAAAAGAGGAUGAUGAUGUGAAGACGGGCGGGGUCGAGGAGCCGGACACAAAGGAGGCGCAGGCGGAGACCGACGAAGGCGAAGAGCAGCUCUGCGAUAAAGUGGAGAGCGAGCGCAAUCCGUACUCGCUCCUCACAAUGCCCAGCUUACCUUUGUUACGAGCCACAUCUCUGCAGGACCAGCCGGCCAAUCAGGGCCAGGAGGGCAGCGCUUCGCAGCUCCCGCGCAGCUACUCUCUGGAAAAACAGCUGUCCUACAGCGACACUUGCGACGCGGGGCACGUGUAUGACAACGUGGGGUUGAAGGUUGAACACCACAUCUAUGAGAACAUCGGGGAGCUGAGGGAUGCCACACCUGAUCUGAUCCUGGAAGUCAAACCGAAGGUUCCCCUCGACGACGAGCAGUUCAUGGGGGCCGAGUUUGGCGAUGACAAAGCCUCGGCGAGUGACUCCUCUCUCUCGUCUUCGCGGCUGUCAAGUGUGGACCGAGCUGAAAGAAAUUCACGAGCCCUGAGUCUUCAUAACUCCAUCACCAAGAUUCUCUCGGAGACAACAGAUUCGACCGAGGAGGAGUGGCAGUCGAUUUCUGACCUGGCCACAGCCUGCCGCAACAUCCUGGAGGCUUUGUCACGAGAGGACCGCAAAGCCGGAGACCCUUCCCAAGCAGGCGCUGAUCAAACUGACGGCAAGCCAAAAGAAUCAAAGGAGAGUGACUCUCCAGGCCACCUGGAGGAGAAGGUGUCGCAGCUGGAGGCCAUGCUGAAGAAGCUGCAGGAUGACCUGCAAAAGGAGAAGGAGGACAAGGCGGUGCUGCAGGCUGAGGUGCAGAGCCUCAGGCAGAACAACCAGCGGCUGCAGGAGGAGUCACAGAGCACGGUGGCCCGUCUCAUCAAAGUCACCGAGCUGCUGUGCAACGUCAACAAGCCUUGUUAGCUUCACCGCCGCACGUGCGUGCACGCACGGAAAUCAGCAGAGUGAUGCAAAUCGUACAGUGCGGGUUUUUUUACGCUCGACACAUUUACUUUGUUCUGACAUAUUUUGAAAACACACACACAUACCUAUCCUCUUUAAUCUCACAGUCUCUUGUCCUAAAUCCUGGACUUGCCUGCUGGUGAGGGAGUAUGCAAAUCAAUUUUAGGGGG
Haplochromis burtoni (Burton's mouthbrooder) is the source of this 13602-nucleotide messenger RNA. RefSeq names its product signal-induced proliferation-associated 1-like protein 2. Gene Ontology annotation, molecular function: GTPase activator activity. NCBI's taxonomy places the organism in Eukaryota, Metazoa, Chordata, Actinopteri, Cichliformes, Cichlidae. The coding region runs from base 9608 to 13393 and encodes 1261 amino acids. The transcript is spliced from 16 exons. Gene Ontology annotation, biological process: activation of GTPase activity; epithelial cell morphogenesis; establishment of epithelial cell polarity. The record is from RefSeq and is a predicted model, not a curated record. Gene Ontology annotation, cellular component: plasma membrane; Golgi apparatus; cytoplasm.